AUGGACGAAGAAGGAAUGUCAGGACCAGUAUCCCAAGAGGACAUCAGCGGUGCCUGGAACUUCUGGAAGCUCAUCUCAAGGAUCUGGGAUGAGCAAGGUGUAUCUGUCUCGGCUCAACGCGCCAAGACAAUCCGGAACCUCAUGCUCUCGAGCUUUCGGGAACUUGACACUCAAGGCCUCGCCCCAGAUUCUAUUGGCCAAGCAUCCCUGCAAGUCUUACACUGGCUGAUUCACACGCUACGCAAACAUUGUUUAGAAUUAUGUUUAUGUGCUGACAACUGGAAGGUCAUGAAACUCAUGACCGACAAUUACUCGCAGUGGUUCAACUACCACGUGAAGAAAAGAACCAGCAAGCGCAUCAAGGCUGAGCAUGGAGAGAGUAUUCCAGAUCUCUCAGAAGACGCCUUACCCUCAGUUCAGAAGUGCAGGGGUAAUUCUGAUCAAGAUCUUGAAGCUGAACAUCCAAAGAAGCGAGUACGAACCGAUCUGCCUGUCAUUGAGCCUAUCAUCGAGAACGACGAAGUGCGUGAACCAACACCACCACCACACGCCAACAAAGGCAAAGAUAAAGAAGUAACUACUAUUGAGAUUGAAAACCCACUGUCCAAUGUUGUGUUGAAACCUAGGCCCAAGGCAGUCAACCAGAUGUCCCCUUCCAUUUCCAUUGACUCUCCGACUGCUUCGACUUCUGGAACCAACCCAAUUCUUGCACUGCCAUCACAUGAGUCUACACCUACAUCAACUAUACCAAAUACACCUUUGAGUACUGACACAGCUUCACUAGCUGUAAAGGCCGAACUCAUCAACCAAGCCAGCACCACGAUCGAGACAAAAGUGCACCCUAAUAUGAUCAAGAAGUGCCAACCAAGCACAAAGCCUAUGUGCAUGAGCUCCAAGAUCAUGGCACGGAAUUUUUGCGCCAUUGAAUGGCAAUCAAAUGGCCAUCAAAAAGAACCAGUGAGCAUAUUUGCGACCUACUGGAAUGGCCUAUCGAGCACCAACAAAGAGGUAUACAAGUGCAAAGCAGCUCUACAGCUCAACUCAGCUGGAACUACUGAAGGGAGCGGUGCCUGUGAUGACAUGGACGAGGAGUAA
Molecule: messenger RNA, 1095 nt
Organism: Suillus fuscotomentosus
Lineage: Eukaryota; Fungi; Basidiomycota; Agaricomycetes; Boletales; Suillaceae
Exons: 8
Coding region: 1-1095 (364 amino acids)
Source: RefSeq, a predicted model, not a curated record